This is a messenger RNA of Indicator indicator, 1290 nucleotides long. Its product is annotated as gap junction beta-3 protein-like. Lineage: Eukaryota; Metazoa; Chordata; Aves; Piciformes; Indicatoridae. The transcript has 2 exons. Gene Ontology annotation, biological process: cell communication. Bases 1 to 1290 code for a protein of 429 amino acids. The record is from RefSeq and is a predicted model, not a curated record. Gene Ontology annotation, cellular component: connexin complex.
AUGGACUGGAAGACUCUGCAGGUGCUGCUCAGUGGGGUCAACAAGUACUCCACAGCCUUCAGCCGCAUCUGGCUCUCCGUGGUCUUCGUCUUCCGCGUGCUGGUCUACGUGGUGGCAGCCGAGCGCGUGUGGGGGGACGAGCAGAAGGACUUUGACUGCAACACGAGGCAGCCAGGCUGCGCCAACGUCUGCUACGACCACUUCUUCCCCAUCUCCCACAUCCGCCUCUGGGCCCUGCAGCUCAUCUUUGUCACUUGCCCUUCCCUCCUGGUCAUCAUGCACGUGGCUUACCGGGAAGACCGUGAGAGGAAGCACCGGGAGAAGAACGGAGAAGAUUGCCCCAGGCUCUACAGCAACACGGGCAAGAAGCAUGGGGGGCUGUGGUGGACUUACCUGCUCAGCCUCUUCUUCAAGCUUAUCAUAGAGAUCCUCUUCCUCUACCUCCUCCACAAGAUGUGGGACAGCUUCGACUUGCCACGGCUGGUCAAGUGCUCCGACAAGCCCUGCCCCAACACUGUGGACUGCUACAUCGCUCGGCCAACCGAGAAAAGAGUCUUCACCUAUUUCAUGGUCGGAGCCUCCUCCAUCUGCAUCGUCCUCACCGUCUGUGAGAUCUUCUACCUCAUUUUCAAGCGGGUUGUGCGGAGCACGCGGAAGUGGAGGAAGUCUGUCAAGCGCUCCGUCAGCUACAGCAAGGCCUCCACCUGCCAGUGCCACCCAAAGCUGGAGGAGAAGGACAACAAGUCCCAGACUAGGUGUGUGGCAGCCCUGUGGUCCUCAGCUCCCAACUGGGCUACUGUCUGGCUCCGCGUACGCCGGGCAGGUCCCUUUCCGCCCCCCCCCCAGUGGGUUUUUCCCGGUGGCGGAGCUGCAACCGCGGGCGAGGGGCAACGACACCCGGGCAGCGACACCCGAGCAGCGACACCCGGGCUUCCCACCGUCCCCGAGGGCUCCGGUCCCGAGGGUCCCGGCUGUCCCCCGGGGUCCCUUUUAUCCUCCACAACCCCGCAGACCCGCGGGGCUCCCGGCUGUCCCGGCGGUUCCCGGUUAUCCUCGGGGGAUGCGUCUCCACCACCCCCGAUCCCCAAGCUGGGGCCACCCCCUCGGCCGGGGGCAGCGGAGCGGGGCGGCCCCGCACACCUGCGGCACAGCCCCCGGUUUCCUGCCCGCGCUCCUCCCCCGGCCUCCCCCGGGCCCCGCACGGCCAAAGCCGUCCGGCCCGGCCCGGCCCCUCACAACCAGCACGGCCCGAACCAGGCGGGACCUGCCCGGAGCGGCGGAGGUGAGUGA